AUGGUCAGUAUCUACACUUUAGGACGUUCCGAUGAAGAACAAGCAAAAAAACAUUCGGAAUUUCCAGUUAAUGAAGCUCCCUUUGUUGAUUUUGUCCCAGAGUCAAAACUUCAGUCUGAGAUGGAACAUAUGCCUCUGGAUUUGGAAAAGAAGCAUGUUGGCUAUUAUGAACAUUUGCCUAUAACAACAGAAUAUCCAAAAAUUGAACAACCAUUUAUUGGUCACAUUCAUGAGAAGAAUCUUCAGCCUGAAUUGGGUGCAUUGCCUCUUGAUGUAGAGAAGAAGCAUGAAGGCUAUUAUGAACAUUUGCCUUCAGUAAUAACGGAAGAAGUAAAGAAGCCUGGGUUGCUGGAUAAAAUAACGCAUCUUCUCAAGGAGGAUGUGACGAACAGUGAUUAUCCUCAAGUUACUGCUCCAUUCUCUGGACAUGUAUACGAAAUCAACCAUCCUACUGAACUUUAUGCAUCUCAGAUAGAGCAACAUGUUAAUGUUUAUUCUUCAGGUCGUUCUGAUGAGAUUCCAAAAACUACAGAAUAUCCAAUAGAAACAUCUUAUUCUGGACAUGUCUCAGAGUCAAAACGUUUACCCGAAAUUGAUUCAGUUCCUUUGGAGAUUGAAAACAAACACAUUGGUUACUAUGAAAGGUUGCCUACACCAGCUGAACACUCAGAAAAGAAGCUUGGAACACUGGAAAAACUGACUCAAUUCUUAAAAGGAAGUAAAACUACAGAAGAGUUUCCUGUUGAUUCGGAGCCAUACACCGGAACGACCCAAAGAAUUGAGGCAACAUCAGAAGCUUCAAAUGAGCCUAUACAUGCCUUUGUUAGCAUCUAUUCUUCUGGACGUUCUGAUGAGAUUCAUCAAUCAAAAUCAACAGAAUUUCCAAUUAAUGAAGCUCAAUUUAUUGGAAAUGUUCAUCAAGUAAAACGACAUGCGGAGAUUGAAACUUCACCACUUGAUUUUGAAGUAAAGCAUGUUGGUUAUUAUGAACAGCUUCCCUCAACAUCAACAAAAUCAUCAGAAUAUCCAAAAAUUGAAGAACAAUUUAUUGGCCACAUUCAUUCCACGCGAAGAAAUGAAAUCGAGAAUUUACCAUUGGAAGUUGAAAAUAAUUACAUUGGGUAUUACGAACAUCUUCCUCUCACAAAUCAAGAAGAGAAGAAGCCGGGAGCUUUAGAAAAGCUAACAAAAUUAUUCAAAGGAAGUAAAACAAUGGGAGACUUCCCUAUUGAUUCUGAGCCUUAUUCUGGCCCUAUCACACUAACCAACACCAUUACUGAUUUGACAACAGAACCAAUUCAUUCCUUGGUUAGUAUCUACUCUUCCGGACGUUCUGAUGAUGAGCAACAAACGGUAAAAAUAACAGAAUUUCCCAUUAAUGAAGCUCCAUACGUUGAUUAUGUUCCGGAAUCAAAACUUCAUCUUGGAAUCGAGCAUAUACCCUUGGAUUUGGAAAAGAAGCAUGUGGGCUACUAUGAACAAUUACCUUCAACAUCAUCAAAAACAUUUGAAUAUCCAAAACAUGGUGAAUCGUUUAUUGGCCAUAUUCAUUCUUGCCAACUAAAUGAAGUUGAAACCGUGCCAAUGGAAUAA
This is a messenger RNA of Meloidogyne enterolobii, 1593 nucleotides long. NCBI's taxonomy places the organism in Eukaryota, Metazoa, Nematoda, Chromadorea, Rhabditida, Meloidogynidae. The record is from the annotation of a GenBank genome assembly.